Molecule: messenger RNA, 1336 nt
Organism: Rhizophagus irregularis DAOM 181602=DAOM 197198
Lineage: Eukaryota; Fungi; Glomeromycota; Glomeromycetes; Glomerales; Glomeraceae
Biological process (GO): neuropeptide signaling pathway
Cellular component (GO): plasma membrane
Molecular function (GO): G protein-coupled peptide receptor activity
Source: RefSeq, a predicted model, not a curated record
UUAUUUACUAUUUCUCGUUUAUUUCGUCUUUUUCAUCCUAAUAUAUGAUUAUGCAAUGUAUAACUUUUUAUCGAUAAUAAGAAAUUUUUUUUUAAUUCUAACGAUAAUAUUAUUGAAUUUUUCCUUAGUAAAGACACAAAGUACAGAUAAUGUCGGUAUAAAGCCUGAAAUGCUUGAUGACCAUUCUAUUAUUAAUAUUACUGCUAUCGUUUUAGGUCAUGUCAAUUUAAUAGCUUGCGCUUUUGUUAUUUAUUCAGCAUUUAUGAAAUGGCGCGCAAGUUCUUUAUCAAUAUCAAGUCGAGUUCCUUUAUAUCUCAGCAUUUCAGACAUAUGCCAAUAUCCUAUUUUCAUACCGAAUUUUUUUCAUUCACUAAUUUAUCACGAUAUAAUUCCCGAAAUAACCUGUAAAGUACUCGCCUAUCUAUUAUUCCUUCAAAUAAAUUUUAAUAUGGUCUUAAUGAGUAGUAUUGCAUUCGUCACUUAUUUGAGAGUUGUAAAAAGCAAAGCAACAGAUCUUGGAAAAUAUGAUUGGAAAAUUUUUUCGUGGGUUAUCAUAUUGUCAUUAGUAUUAUCAAUUCCAUCAAUACCUUCUUUAGGGGCAUCAAAAUUUUGGUGUUUGACCACUACAACAAAUUCCACGAGUACAUUAAUAAUUGGCGUAUAUGCAGUAUUUACUAUAUCUUUCAUCAUAGCAUGUUAUUGUUAUUUUAAAACAUUACAAACAAUAUUUAAUGUCGAUCGAGAAGAAUUAUCAGAUUCUGCUGGUAGAAUCGAUAGACGAAAUAGAUUGGAAAGACAAGCUACAAGAAAAAUCUUACUUUAUGUUUUAAUAUUUAUGAAAUGGAUUCCUUUAUUACUAUUUGGUAUAUGUAUUAUGCUUGAAUAUGAGGAAGCUUUGUGGGUAGAUCUUUCUACAGUUAUUGCAUUUAACCUCGGAGGAAUGUGCAAUUGUGCUUUAUAUCUCAUGAACGAAUAUUCACAUAAUAAAUUAGUUACAUAUAACUUAGAAAUAGAGGAAGGCCAACAAGAAAGUAAUAAUCCACCUUCUCAAUUCAAUCAACCUUUCUUCCAGCAUCAACGAGCGAAUUCUAGUACAAAUUCUGUAACUCUUGUAACAUCCACUUCAACAAAUGAAGAUACCACUACUGAUAUAAUAGAUUUAAAACGAUUUGAUAGUAAUGAAAGAUAUAAAAUUGAUGAUGCUGGGAAUAAAGGGGACAAUAAAGUUUAUGAAGUUGAUAUGAAUGGUGGAGAAGAAAUUUCGAAUUUAUAAAAAAUUAUAAGUGUUUUUUUUUAUUAAUUAAUUAAUUAAUUUUUUAUUAUUAUUAUUUUUUUU